AUGACCCUCAAAGUCUGGGCAAGAUGGCGCCCUCUCAAAUCCACAGAAUCCCCAAACGAAGAAAUCACACGCGAAUCCAACUCCAACCAAAGCCAGCAUCAGAUCUCAAUCACCGCCCAAACCCAACUACCAGCCCGUGAGAAGUCCUGGAAAAGCAGACACACAUUCAACGGAAUCAUCGAACCAAACGAAACCAACGACAUUGUAUACAAUGGCCUAGUAGCACCAAUCAUUCCCGACGUGCUACGCGGCCAAUGCAGCAAUUUCUUCGCAUACGGCCAUUCAGGAAGUGGGAAAACACAUACAAUGAUUGGAUACGAUUUCGAAAAUGAUGCCGAAUACGGUCUUUGUCUAGCAGCGGCACGUCAGCUGGUUACUGCAUUGACUGAAAUCACGGAUAUUCAAUUCGGCAUUGGUCUGCGGAUGUACGAAAUGCGUAAAAAUAGCGCAUUUGAUCUUUUGAAUGGUAGGACUGAAUGUUUUGUCCGUGAAGGCUCUGAUGGUCGUGUUCAUAUCCGAGGCGAGACGGAGAUCCUGGAGAAUGGGAAAGUCAGAGUUCGGCCAAUUGCUACGAAAGCUUGUUGGAGUUUUGAAAAUCUAUUGAGCGAGCUAAGGGGAGGUCUGAAACAUCGACAGACUGCGAGGUCGACGGUCCAUGAUCAAAGUUCGCGCACGCAUGCGAUUAUUGAAAUGGAGAUUGUUACUGCCGAUCUUCUCUGUGCCCGUGAUUGUGUGGUUGAGAGGCAGUCUGAGUUGGUUCCUGUUGGAAAAUAUGCUACGGAUGUUUAUAUUGAGGAACAGCUGAGGGCUGUGAAGAUGGAAGAUGGGAAAUAUGUUCCUAAUCCGGAUUAUGUGGUGGAUCAAGAGCGUGUGGAUGCUGCGGAGGCUAAAAAGGCUGGGGUUGAGCUUCGUGUGGAAGAGGCAGAGAAGUUUGAAGCUAAAGUCUUUGCUGAGAUUGCUCAAAUUCAUUCUUGUGUUGGUGGAAGACUUGUUUUUGUGGAUUUGGCUGGGGCUGAAUUCCUUGGGAUGGCUGCAGGGCUCAAGCAAUCACCCCAGGAGAAACAGCAGGGGAAGCAAAUCAAUACGGAUCUUCUUGCGUUGAAAGAAGUUAUCCGGGCCCGAUCUCUUGGUCAAACGCGGAUUCCAUAUAGAUCUUCUCCAUUGACUAUGGUGUUGCGUCAGCAUUUUGAAGCAUCCACUGAUUCUCAGUCGUCAAUCAUCGUGACUGUUUCGCCGGCAGCAGAUCAGUAUGCAGCUACAAUGAACACAUUGAAGUAUGCAGACCUGGUUGGCUCUACAAACCGACAGAAAUAA
Messenger RNA from Penicillium salamii, 1314 nucleotides. Lineage: Eukaryota; Fungi; Ascomycota; Eurotiomycetes; Eurotiales; Aspergillaceae. The record is from the annotation of a GenBank genome assembly.